Gamsiella multidivaricata is the source of this 2037-nucleotide messenger RNA. Its product is annotated as pyridoxal phosphate-dependent transferase. NCBI's taxonomy places the organism in Eukaryota, Fungi, Mortierellomycota, Mortierellomycetes, Mortierellales, Mortierellaceae. The coding region runs from base 170 to 1822 and encodes 550 amino acids. Gene Ontology annotation, biological process: ceramide biosynthetic process; sphingosine biosynthetic process. Gene Ontology annotation, molecular function: pyridoxal phosphate binding; serine C-palmitoyltransferase activity. Gene Ontology annotation, cellular component: serine palmitoyltransferase complex. The record is from RefSeq and is a predicted model, not a curated record. The transcript is spliced from 2 exons.
UGUUUUGUUUUUUUCAAUCCCCUCAUCAUCAUCCCCAUCCCAUCCCUUCCUUCUUCUUCUUCUCCGAUCCUCUCUCUUCAUCCCUUCCUGACGGUUGACUGAAUUCCAUACCCACACCAACCCUCUCUUUCACUCACACUCUCACACUCACACUUCCAUCUCAUCCAAGAUGGGCAAAGGAUCCCGCUCUGCCGUGGCCACGUCGCCCGUCAGCUUCAAGGCCACGCCGCUCUCUUCACAGCACCAUGCAAAGUUCCAGGAGGCACUCAGCGUGAAGGAGCCCAAGGAAAAGCUCUACUGGAAGGGGUUCUCGUCCUCGUCCAAGAACAGGGCCCUCUUCAAGACCUCGUAUGAUGACAUUAUGGAAGAGCCUCCAUACUUCUACCUCAUCACUACCUAUCUCUCCUACAUCAUCCUUUCUUUCUUCGGCCAUGUCCGCGACUUUUACGGCUUCCGUUGGAACAAGAAAGCGUACGCGCAUCUGAUGCCCUCCAACGGAUAUGCCGCCCUGACUUCAGAUUGGGAUUCGUUCUGGACAAGGAACCUGAAGAUGCGUAUCGAGGAUUGCUUUUCUGUGCCAACGACAUUGGUCCCUGGCAGAACCAUCAACAUGUUGGAGCGUGUGACAAACGAUUACUGCCGCACCUUUCAAUUCACCGGCCGCCUCAAGGAGGCCGUCAAUUUAUCCUCCUACAAUUACUUGGGUUUCGCUCAGUCAACUGGCCCCUGCGCUGACGCCGUUGAGGAGAUCGUUCAUACCUACGGAACCUCGUCCUGCGGAACCCGUUUGGAGUCUGGAUCUCUCGAUUUGCACACCAAGACUGAAGAGUUGGUCGCCGAGUUUAUGGGCAAGGAGGCUGCUCUCCUAGUUUCGAUGGGCUAUGCCACCAACAGUACCACCAUUGCCGGUCUGGCCUCCAAGGGCUCCCUGAUCAUCUCUGAUGAGCUCAACCAUAACUCUCUUGUCUUUGGAUCCCGUCUCUCUGGUGCCUACAUCCGUGUCUUCAAGCACAACGACACGCAAGAUUUGGAGGCCGUCCUCCGCGAUGCCAUCUCCCAGGGUCAGCCCAGGACUCACCGCCCAUGGAAGAAUAUUCUGUUAAUUGUUGAGGGUCUUUACUCGAUGGAAGGAUCUAUUGUCAAGUUGCCCGAGAUCAUUGAGCUCAAGAAGAAGUACAAGUUCCAUCUGUAUGUUGAUGAGGCGCACUCUGUCGGUGCUAUUGGACCCCGCGGACGUGGUGUGUGCGAUUACUAUGGCGUUGAUCCCAAGGAAGUCGAUAUUCUCAUGGGUACCUUCACAAAGUCCUUUGGUGCUGCUGGUGGAUACAUCUGUGCGUCCAAGGAGAUCAUCGAUCAUCUUCGUCUCGUGAACCACUCCUCCGUUUAUGGCGAGUCGAUGUCACCCAUUGUCCUUCAGCAGAUCUAUACUAGCAUGUGGUCCAUCAUGGGCCGUGACGGCACCAACGCUGGUCAGGAACGUCUGAGCCGAUUGGCAUGGAACGCGCGCUACCUUGGCAGUAACCUCCGCAAGAUGGGCUUUAUUAUCUAUGGCGACCGUGACUCCCCAGUGAUCCCUCUGCUUCUGUUCAACCCUGCCAAGAUCCCUGCGUUUUCGCGCGAGUGCCGCAAGAGAGAUUUGGCGGUCGUCGUUGUCGGUUUCCCAGCAACGUCGAUUGUCGCCUCUCGUGCCCGCUUCUGCGUCUCUGCUUCGCAUACUAAGGAGGAUUUGGACUUUGUCCUGCGUGUUGUCUCUGAGGUCGGUGACAUUCUUGGCCUGAAGAUGAGCAACCGUCAGGCAUUGGAGAUGGGCAUGGAGGUUUAGACCCGAUAGCGUUAUCUUAUUAUUAUUAUUUUAUUUUUAUCCAUUUUUGCUUUUGCUGUUCUUUGCUUCUUUUCAAGUACGUACAAGUAUUCACUCUUAAUAACAUUCACUCAUUCGACAUAAUAAACCCUUGGUUGUCGCCAACUGUUUACACUUUUAGCUAUGACUAAAAAUGUGUGUUUUGGUUCGUUUUUUUUUUUUUUUUUUUUUUUUUU